Molecule: messenger RNA, 1731 nt
Organism: Aspergillus niger
Lineage: Eukaryota; Fungi; Ascomycota; Eurotiomycetes; Eurotiales; Aspergillaceae
Exons: 3
Coding region: 1-1731 (576 amino acids)
Source: RefSeq, a predicted model, not a curated record
AUGCCUAAGAAAGGAGGAAAGAACAAGGGCAAGGGCAAGAAGGGCGGUGGUGCUGCCGCGGCCGCGAAGAAAGCAGUCGACGUCCAGAACAAUGUUGCACCGGCCAACGAGGUUGAGGAAACAGUCCCCAAGAGCGACAGUGAGAUUGAAGCUGUCGCUACCGAGGCAGGCGUCACUGACACUACUGUGCCUGAGACUGUCGUCCCCGAAACAGCUACCAAGGAGGAAAGCGACGUUAAGGCUGGAGCCGACCUUGGUGUGACCACGGCGCCCGAGACCACCGUCCCUGAAAUUGUCGCCAAGGGUGGUAGCGAAGCCGCCGCGGCUGAAACUGGUCCUGCAGUUACUGCGGUACCCGAGGCCACCGUUACUGACACUACCGCACCUGUCCCCGCGGUUGCCCCUCCGGUUAACUUCACUGAGGAGGCCUCAAAUGCAGUCAAUACCGCAUUCCCCAAGGUAAACGAUGGCAUCACAGAUGACGCUGCGCUGAAGACGAAGACUGCCCAGGAGGAGACAGUGGAGGAGGGAACGACUGUACUACCUUCUACCUGCGCCCUCGAAGCUUCCAAUGCGGAUACCACAUCCCUGCCAGUCAGAACCAGUGCCCUCGAGCCCGAGACCGCCGAUGCCCACGUGAAGCGCCCCUACGAGAGCAGCGUCACCACCAAGGAGGACGACUACAAGCCUCACAAGAUGCCCAAGGUGGAGGAUGAACCAGCCAUUGCCACCGAGAAGGCAGCCGCUGCAGACACCGUUCAAGUUCCUAGUGGCACCACUGUCCAGCCACAGGUUGUCCCCGGGCUUGGUGCUGGCUCCGCAGGUGAGGCAUCGAAGGAUUUGGAAGUUCCCGGGCUUGCCGCGACGGGCAAGGAUGCUGGAGCUACGUCCAGCACUACACUGCCUCAAACCACCGAGAGUGUCCCGGCAAAGGUUACCGAAGCGCCAUCCGGCGUAGAGGCUGCUGGCACGACAGCUGUCGCUCCAGUGGAAGCUUCUACCAAGCCAGAGACUGCUGCAGCCAUCGCUCCCUCUGGAGCACCUACCUCUGAAGCGCCAGAGAGCACUGGCGGUGCCAAGAAGGCGUCCGAGGAGGUGACACAGCCGAGUCCAGCAGCGGCCACCAAUGCCCCGACCGCAGCCGCAGACAGCGAGCCUAUUGCUGUUGUUCCCAGCACCAUCAUUAGGCCCUCUGGACAGGAGAGCAGAGCGGCAGACCAGACUGUGGAGAAGUCCACUGCUGAACCCGCUGCCUCUGAGGCAGAACAGCCCCUGAAGGCCGCGGAAGACAAGGAGCAGGCGGCCAAGGCGCAGGAGUCUUCAAAGCGUCGCAGCGUUGUUCCCUCGACGAUCAAGGACACGAAGCCUCAGCAGGAAGAAGCCCAGAAGUCUGAGACCCCGGCGACUCAAGGCGUAUCGGCGGUUCAGAAAGAGGAAGGCGCUGCUGCUCAGAAAGCCGAGGAGGUCAAGUCCGCGGAGCCUCAGACGGAAGGCACCUCUACUGCUCAGCCCGAAACCGCUCAAGCUGGACAAGAGACCCAGCAAGCGGGAAGCGCCGCUGCCCCGAAGGUUGAGGAAGGCAAGACGAGUGUUGAGCAGGCCAAGGACACGGCGAAGGGCGAGGCCGGCAAGCCCCAGGAGACUGCCAAGUCGGAAAGCAGCAAGGCCGAGAAGCGCAAGAGCGGACUCUUCGCCUGGCUCAAGCGCAAGAUCAAGGGUGAGAAGAACUAG